CCUGGGGCCCUGUCAAGAACACUGAGCACACCACUGUCUCUACCUGAGGAUUAUACACCUAAAACAAACACCACAGACCAGACUGCUUCACUUGAAUUGAUAAAUACGUGUUGUUGUGGACAUCAAGAGGACUCUGAAGGAAAAACAGAAGUCAGUCUGGGGAUAUUUGAAGCCGAAGCUGACAGCGAGCAGCCCUCCAGCAUGCAGGUGAUAACGUGCGCGUUGUUUACGCUCGUCAGUCUCUCUAUCAGCCCCGGAGCGUCGGAGGCUGACUCCUGCCCUGCUGUCUGCGAGUGCUCUGAGUGGAAGACUCACACAAUCUCCUGCUUUGACAUUGGUAUUCUCCCCAGGUUUCCUGCAGGCACGGAGACACUAUGGCUUUUCGAGACCCGUCUGUCAUCAGUGCCGACAGACGCCUUUGCCAACAUGGUCAACAUCUCCAGGAUAUAUAUAUCAGUGGACGUGAUGCUGCAGAGGCUGGAGAGGCAUUCCUUCUUCCUUCUGAAGAAAAUCACCCAUAUAGAGAUACGUAAUGCAAAGAGUCUGACCUACAUUCACCCAGAAGCCUUUAAAAAUCUCCCAAACCUCAAAUACUUGGGAAUUUUCAAUACCGGCCUCUCUUUCUUCCCUGACUUGAGCCACAUCCACUCUAAUGACAUGAACUUCAUACUGGAGGUUGUUGAUCAUCCCUUCAUCACGGAGAUUCCAGCCAACUCAUUCCGUGGCAUCACAAGCGACGUGCUGACAGUGAUGCUGUAUGGAAAUGGCUUCAGAGAAAUCCAACAUCAUGCCUUCAAUGGAACCAAGCUAGAUCAAGUAGACCUUCACAGGAACAGGUAUCUUACUAAGAUGGAUGAAAAGGCUUUUGCGGGCACCAUCAGCGGCCCCAUGCUUCUAGACGUGUCCCUAACAGGGAUCACUUCCCUGCCGACCACAGGUGUUGAUUCUCUCCGGGAGCUGAAGGCGCGCGAUGCCUGGGCCCUCAAGAAACUGCCGCCAAUCAAAACCUUCAAGCACCUGACCAUCGCCAACCUCACCUACCCCAGCCACUGCUGCGGCUUCAAAAACCUAAAAAAAAAACGAGGCUUUGUGGAGUACCUUAUCUGUAACUUGACUGCCUUCUACGACCAGCAUCAAAAGCGCUCUGUGGGGCCCCUUGGCAUGCCUUCCCUCCAAGGGGACGUUGUGGAGGAAACAAUCCCAGACCAGGAUCCAAAUGGCGGAAGCCACAGAGAGUCCCAAGACUGGAGGAGAGGUGACUUCCAUGGAAGCCUCCACUACCACGCCUAUUUUGGGGGCCAGCCAGAUGAGGAUGUGGGUUUCGGAGAGACCCUCAAGAACCCCCAGGAGGACACCAGCCAAGACUUUAACAGUCGUUACGAUUAUGUGGUGUGUGAGGAGGGAGAGGAGGUGGCAUGUGCACCAGUGCCUGAUGAGUUCAAUCCUUGUGAGGACAUAAUGGGUUUUGGCUUCCUGCGAGUGUCUGUGUGGUUUGUGAGUCUGCUGGCUGUUCUGGGAAAUGUGGUGGUGCUCCUGGUGCUGCUCACCAGCCACUACAAGCUCUCAGUCUCUCGCUUCCUCAUGUGUCACCUGGCCUUUGCAGAUCUGUGCAUGGGAAUUUAUCUGCUGCUUAUCGCCUCUGUAGACCUCCACACACGAGCCGAGUACUUCAACCACGCCAUAGACUGGCAGACGGGCCCUGGCUGUGGACUUGCAGGGUUUUUUACGGUCUUCGCAAGCGAGUUGUCUGUCUACACCUUGACGGUGAUCACUCUGGAGAGGUGGUACGCUAUCACCUUUGCUAUGCGGCUGGAUCGUAAGCUGCGUCUGCACCAUGCGGCAGCCGUGAUGCUAGGCGGCUGGAUCUUCUGCCUCAUACUGGCCCUGCUCCCGCUGGUUGGGGUGAGCAGUUACCAGAAGGUCAGCAUCUGUCUCCCGAUGGACACCCAGUCCACAGUGGCUCAAGUCUACAUCUUGUCAGUGCUGGUCCUCAACAUCCUGGCCUUUCUUGUUAUCUGUGCUUGCUACUUCAAGAUCUACUGCGCAGUGCAUAACCCUCACUACCGUUCUGGAUCCAAGGAUACCAACAUCGCCAAGCGCAUGGCUGUCCUCAUCUUUACUGACUUCUUGUGUAUGGCGCCUAUCUCCUUCUACGCCAUGUCGGCCGCGCUGGACCGGCCGCUCAUCACCGUCUCCAACUCCAAGAUUUUAUUAGUGCUCUUCUACCCGCUCAAUUCAUGUGCCAACCCGUUCCUGUACGCCAUCUUCACAAAAGCCUUCAGGGGGGACGUAUUCAUCCUCCUCAGUAAGGUGGGCCUUUGUCAGCAGCGAGCACAGCUGUUCAGAGGCCAGGCGGUCUCGUCAAAGGGCAGCAGCGGGACAUCUCAGAACCGUAAAGACAAGGAUAAGGUUAAGAAAGUUGGAAAUGGGGGCCAGGAAGAAGUGCCCAUCCACCUGAAGAAGUGCUCCGGACAAACCGACCACCAAGCAGUCUGCCAGCUGACAAGUUCUGAAGAGAGCCAGAGACUGAACACGUGAGCCAAACACCAGCUCAAGGUAGUAAUGCAGGGCAGGUUCCGGUGGGAAAUGAGAGGCCUUGAUGCGUUUGUGGACAGAUCUGUUUGGAUAUUUAACAGAAAGAUCCAGUAUUCUGUAUCUGCUUCAGCUUGCAGGCCAAGUUCAGCUGUUUUCACAAUUUCGGCUGUGAUGAUUUUACGGUUCCAGUUGUUGGAGAAUAUCAAAUGUCAAUGAAAUGUGAGCCCGACUUCAUCUCAGUCCUUUGUAUUUGGAGGGACAGACUGGAAAAGAACAGUAAAGAAAAAAUAUCUUUCUUCUUCUUAUCUUUAAAAAUAGUAAAGAUAAGAACUCAAACAUACUUAUAACUAUGAAUACAAUAUUUUUUUCAGUACCUUUAAUUUAGUUGAGAUUUUCUUUAAUUUCAGAUUAUCCCUGCACAAUCUAGCAUUGAUAUACAAGGAAUUAUAACAGAUUUUAAAAAAUACUUAAUUUUCCUGUGAUAAAAUAACUUUUCUGAGGCACCCUAUUAAUACUUGGUAAUUCUAUUCAAGGACAGCCUGCUGGCUCAGUGCUGUUCACAGUGGAAACUUUAUCCAGAAAAUGGAAAAAAUACUGCAUUUGUUAUUGUCAUCUCAAUACCUCCAAAUAUAAUGUAAGUACACAAUAGUGUUUGGUGAUUUAUGGAUAAAAACAGGACACAUUGUUGGUGUUAACCUUUUAACCAGAAACUAAACAGUAAAUAUAGACAGGAAUCGUAUAAUACUAGACUGUGAUGUUGGAAAGCAGUGUUUUUUACAGUGCUCUGAAAUUGUAUUUUCAUGUGGCUUAUACCUGCACCAAACGGAUGUAUCACUUUGUUAGAUUCAUAAAAUAUUUGUAUAAUUUUGUUCUUUGUGUUAUUGUGAGUUUUUUAUUAUUACGUAACCAGAUAUUUUACUUUCCCUUUUUUCACAUUGAUCCAGCAAAACAAUUUGCAGAGGUACGUCCUCAUCUCCAGAGAGCAUGUGAUCCAAUUACAAAAGUAAACACAAGACAUAUUUUGAUUAUUAGCAAUUUUCUACAAAUUACAGACAGGUAUGAUAAUCACAAAUAUAUACUGCUAAAGCCUUGUCUCUCCUCUGGAAUGUCAUGAUUGUUUUUCUAGCAUGAUCGUGAC
Anarrhichthys ocellatus (wolf-eel) is the source of this 3673-nucleotide messenger RNA. RefSeq names its product thyroid stimulating hormone receptor (gene tshr). Bases 202 to 2538 code for a protein of 778 amino acids. Gene Ontology annotation, biological process: hormone-mediated signaling pathway; adenylate cyclase-activating G protein-coupled receptor signaling pathway; activation of adenylate cyclase activity. NCBI's taxonomy places the organism in Eukaryota, Metazoa, Chordata, Actinopteri, Perciformes, Anarhichadidae. Gene Ontology annotation, molecular function: G protein-coupled peptide receptor activity; thyroid-stimulating hormone receptor activity. The record is from RefSeq and is a predicted model, not a curated record. The transcript is spliced from 10 exons. Gene Ontology annotation, cellular component: plasma membrane.